AUGUCUUCAAUGAGUAUAAAAAGUGAUGAAGUAAAUUUCUUAAUAUACAAAUAUCUACAAGAAUCUGGAUUUCAUCAUUCUGCUUUUACUUUCUUUAAUGAAAGCUGUGUAGCGAAAUCAGAGAUUGUCAAUGUAUCCGAUGAUAUACCACAUGGUUCACUGAUAUCGGUGCUACAAAAAGGUAUUCAAUAUAUAGAGGUUGAAACACAUCUUCAAGAGGAUGGCACCGAACUGAAUUGCAAUGAACCAUUCUCAUUGGUGUCACAACACGUCUGUCAAAUCAUAAAGAAAGAAGGAAAGAACAAGAAACAACAACAACAAUCUGAUAAAUCUGCUGCCGCUGCUGCUGCUGACAAAGAUGUCGUAAUGACACCGGUCUCAUCAUCGCAAAUCAAGAAGGAAUCAUCAAAAACAUCGAACGACUCUACUCCCUCCAAUAACAACAACAACAGCAACAACACCAAAGAGAAAUCUAAAGAUAAAAAAGAUAAAGAUAAAGAUAAAGACAAAGAUAUAAAGAUGAAAGAUACACCAAAUAGUAAAAAAGAUAAAGAAAAGAAAGAUAAAGAUUCAUCUAGUACAACUUUGUCAUCGAGUGCAUCGACAACGGCUACUGCUACACCGGCACCACCUGUAACAGCAGAGAUACCCGAGUCAGAUGUAACCAUUCUAAGAGGACAUAAGAAUGAAGUGUUUAUUUGUUCGUGGAACCCAACAAGUUCAUUAUUGGCAUCGGGUAGUGGUGACAGUACUGCUCGUAUCUGGGCAUUACCCACUGACGUACCAGUCUCUUCGAAACAACCGAUAAACUCUAUUGUCUUGAAUCACUUUAACGUACAAUCACCAAAAACAAUUGAUGUUACAACUUUAGAUUGGAAUUUGGAUGGAUCAUUGUUGGCAACGGGUUCAUAUGAUGGUGUUGCAAGAGUAUGGACUGCCAAAGGUGACUUGAUGCAUGUACUAUCACAACAUCAAGCACCGAUCUUCUCGCUAAAGUGGAAUAAGAAGGGUGACUACUUGCUGAGUGGCUCGGUCGACAAGACUUCCAUCGUUUGGGACAUCAAGAGCGGUUCUGUCUUGCAGCAGUUUGAAUUCCACUCUGCACCGACACUCGACAUCGACUGGCGAAACAACACGCAGUUUGCAUCGUGUAGUACCGAUCGACUCAUUCAUCUCUGUGAGAUCGGAAAGAACCGUCCAAUCAAGACGUUCCAGGGUCACGACGAUGAAAUCAACGCAAUCAAAUGGGAUCCAUCCGGUACACUCCUAGCAAGUUGCUCCGAUGAUACCACCGCGAAAAUCUGGAACCUGAAGAACGACGAUUGCGUACACAAUCUAAAGCAACACACCAAAGAGAUUUACACAAUUAAAUGGAGUCCCACCGGUCCUGGCUCUGCAAAUCCCAACAAAGAUCUUGUAUUGGCAAGUGCAUCGUUCGACAGUACAGUCAAACUUUGGGAUGUAGAAGUUGGUGCUUGUAUACAUAAUUUUACAAAACAUACUGAUCCUGUAUAUACAGUAUCAUUCAGUCCAAAUGGAGAAUACUUGGCAAGUGGAUCGUUCGAUAAGUGUUUGUACAUAUGGUCUGUCAAAGAUGGUUCUUUGGUGAGAACGCACAGAGGUAGUGGAGGUAUUUUCGAUGUCUGCUGGAAUAGUACAGGUGAUAAGUUAUCAACAUCAAUGUGGACUUUGGGUAUGGUGGUACAUGAAGUAACUUCUGAUUUAGAGAUGUCAGAGGACGCUACGCAGGCAUGUACAUUGGCUGUUGAGCUCGAUGAUGACCUUGGUGCAGGAAAAAAGACUGGAUGGGCUGUUUUGAAAUCAUUGAAUCCUGCAUAUCCCGAUUUUGCACUGUGCGACAAUGAAAUCGUCAUUGGUAGACAACCAAGUAGUACAAUACAUUUCAAUGAUAUGAAUAUAUCUGGAACACAUUGCUCAAUAAAGAAAGAAGGUGACGAUGGUGAUGAUCAGCAUGGACCAAUCAUUGCAUUCCUCUAUGACAAGAGUACAAACGGUACUUAUGUCGAUGGUAUGAAGGUUGGUAAGGGUAACCGUUUCUUAUUAUCAAGUGGACAAGAAAUCGGUUUGGUUUUAAGUAAAAAACAAGGUCAAGAGAAAAUAGCAUUCAUCUAUCAAACAUGUGAAAAGGAAGAUGAUGAAGAAGGUGGUCCACAAAAGAAAUAUCAUAUCGGUGAGACAUUGGGUGCAGGUAACUUUGCAACCGUAAAGUUGGCAGUCGACAAAAAGACAGGUGCGAAAUUCGCAAUAAAGAUAGUCGAUAAGAAGAAAUACUUUAUGAACUCAUCAUCCAGAAAAGAUGCUCUCAUGGAUGAAGUCAACAUCCUCACCCAACUCAACCAUCAGAAUAUCAUUCACAUUCAAGAGGUAUUCAACACAGAGAAGACUUUAUAUCUUGUUUUAGAAUUAGUCGAAUGUGGAGAAUUAUUAAAUGAUAUAUUGACAUGUUCAUGUUAUAAAGAGGACAAAGCAAAGAAGUUUUUCAAACAGAUUGUCAAUGCAGUUAAAUAUCUACAUGAUCAGGGUAUUGCACAUCGUGAUCUCAAACCAGAGAACAUUCUGUUGAAGUAUAGAAAGGAGGAUAUGCCCGACGCAAUAAAACUGAGUGAUUUCGGUCUAUCGCGCUCCAUCAGCGAAGGUAGUUUCAUGAAGACAAUGUGUGGUACUCCACAAUACCUUGCUCCUGAGAUCCUGACGAAUUCAAGUGUCGGUGGUUAUGGUAAAGAGGUUGAUUGUUGGAGUAUGGGUGCAAUUCUAUAUGUAAUGUUAUGUGGAUAUCCACCAUUUGAUGACAGUCAAGAUGUAUCGAUUUUCGAACAGAUACGAAAUGCAGUCUUUGAAUUCCCUGACGAAGAUUGGUCUCAGAUUUCUCCAGAAGCUAAAGAUCUCAUAAAGAGAUUGCUAUGUGUAAAUCCAAUGAAACGUUAUUCAUGCGAUCAAAUUUUGGAUCACCCGUGGUAUAAUCUUAGCAAAUCACUGGAAUCAUUACUUGAAAAAGAGAAUGAAAAUGACAGAUAUUUAGGAAAGAGAAAAUCAGAGGAUGGAUUGAUGAAUGGAGUCAGUAAAUCAGCAUCUACCGACGAUGUUGUUGGUAGUACUUCAACAGACAGUCCAACCAACACUUUGAAGAAAUCAAAGAGUUCGAGCAAUGUACAAUCUACAACAACAUCAUCAUCAUCAUCAUCAACUUCAUCACCACCAACAACAACAAUUCCUCCACAAUCAAAUUCUUUUAAUAAUAGUAAUAAUAAUAGUAAUAAUAAAAAUAGUAGUAGUAGUAGUAGUAGUUUUAAUAAUAAAAGUAUAACGGUAACAAAUAACAACAAAGAUAAUAAUAUUAUUAAUAUUGAUACCACUGCCAAAGAUGAUUCCGAUACAGACGAAGAAAUGGAUAACUCGAGGAUGGAUCAAGAUUUGAAACCUAUUUCACCGAUCAAACAAAGGACAUCGUCCAAUCUCUCAGCAAUGAGCACUUCCUCUGGUGACAUCAGCAGCAAUGGUAAUUUAAGUGAUGGAGGUUCACCGAUUUCUGCAAGUCCCAAAGGAUCACCAAAAUUUGCAGUCCCAGCACCAAAACCAGCAACUCCACAAAAAGAAUUACCAAUGUGCAUGUAUGGUGAUAGAUGUUAUAGAAAGAACCCCGCUCAUUUCAAGGAAUAUCGACAUCCAAAUAAACAAUAA
This is a messenger RNA of Heterostelium album PN500, 3699 nucleotides long. RefSeq names its product putative protein serine/threonine kinase (gene fhkE). Gene Ontology annotation, biological process: protein phosphorylation; regulation of transcription by RNA polymerase II. Gene Ontology annotation, cellular component: histone deacetylase complex. Gene Ontology annotation, molecular function: protein kinase activity; protein binding; ATP binding. The record is from RefSeq and is a predicted model, not a curated record. The transcript has 13 exons. NCBI's taxonomy places the organism in Eukaryota, Evosea, Eumycetozoa, Acytosteliales, Acytosteliaceae. The coding region runs from base 1 to 3699 and encodes 1232 amino acids.